AUGACCCCGUGUGGCCGUGGGACCUCUCUGCCCGUGCUCUGUGCCCUGCCCAGCAUGGGGGGUGCUCCGUCCUUCCCCAGCCUCGCUGCUGGCUCGCACCCCACGUGCGACAGUGCACGACAGUACCUCCACUCGGCCUUGAUUCGGGCCCUUCAGGAGCACCCAAUAAAUGCACCUCUCUGCCGCCCCCGACGACGUGUGAAUUAUCGGCCCCCCGCCACCCUGUGGCCUUUUGGGGUCGGGGGUUCAGCCCUCGGCCCGUCGUCCCCCAUCCUCGCCGGGCGCGGUGCCGCGGUUCCGUACCCCCGAGCCUCAUGGCACCGCGCUCGCCGCUAUGAGUCACGCCGUUGGCCACCGCCGCUUCCUCGGGGCCGUCUGCAGCGCUUGGCCGCGGCGUGCGGGACCGGCGCGGUGCCAGGGGGGGUGCACCGGGAGGGGGGGUGGGGUGGGGGGAGGAAGGGUCGGGGGGAUGUCGAGUCGUUGCGGGGGUCCGGCACCCCAUCUCCGACGGGAAACGCGGCCCCGACGGCCGCCUCGCCCCGCGCCGCCCCUUCAGCACCACGGAGAGCGGAACCGGGAGAGGGGCGCGGGGUGCGGGCGGGGGCGGUGCGGGGCGCCGGGAGAGGUGCGGGGGGUGAGCGGCCACCGGAGCGAUGCGAGUUCCGGAGGGACCGCUCCCGGUUCCGGUGCGGUCCGGACCCGCCGCCCCCCGCAGCCCCGCACCCCCCGCCCCCGCCCGGUGCGUGCCCGCCGCUGACGUCAACCCCGCUCCGGGCCCCAUAUAAAGCCCCGAGCGCGGCUCCGGCUCAGCCCCGCGGGGACGGACGGAGCUCCGCGCAGCGCACGGCGCCCAGAGCUCAGCGCAGCGGUACGGGCGGGACGGGACGGGGCGGUGCGGGGCGGUGCGGGACGGGCCGGGGGGGCGCUCGGCCUCGGGGAAGCCCCGUCGGGUGCGGACUCCGCGCUGACCCGCGGCCCCGCAGGUGCGGACGAGCCGAGAUGCGGCGGGCGCUGCUCACCGUUCUGCUGCUGCUGUGCCGCCCGUUCCCCGCCGCCCCCCGCCCCGCCCGCCCCGACGGCCCCGACGGCCCCGGCUCGGGGGUCCCCGCGGCGGAGGGGAGAUCCGAAGCGCCGUGGCCGCCGCUGCCCGCGGAGCCGUGGAGGACUCGGAGGGACGACCCGCCGCUCUCCAUCGACCUCACGUUCCAUCUCCUGCGGCACCUCCUGCUGCUCGCCCGCGCCCAGAGCCAGCGCGCCCGCGCCGACACCAACCGCCGCAUCCUCGACGCCGUGGGGCGCUGAGCCUCGCGCCGGCACCGCACCGCGCCGGGACCGCUCCGACGGGUGCGCGGCUCCGGGACUGCCCUCCGGGCCGGCCCCGAGCCCGUUUUGUAAUAAAAC
Messenger RNA from Gallus gallus (chicken), 1401 nucleotides. It is a transcript of the gene UCN, whose product is annotated as urocortin. NCBI's taxonomy places the organism in Eukaryota, Metazoa, Chordata, Aves, Galliformes, Phasianidae. The transcript has a single exon. The coding region runs from base 1 to 1302 and encodes 433 amino acids. Gene Ontology annotation, molecular function: hormone activity. Gene Ontology annotation, cellular component: extracellular region. The record is from RefSeq and is a predicted model, not a curated record.